CGCUAUGGGGUGGCUAUGGGGAGCUAUGUGGUGGCUAUGGGGCUCUAUGGGUCGCAGUGGGGCACAGAAGGGGCGGGGCUACACUCACAGUGGGCGUGUCCCCACGUGGCCCCUCCUCUUCCGGUAGAGAAAGCCCCGGAAGAACCUCCUGCAAAACUAUUGGACGAUCUCUUCCGGAAGACCAAGGCUGCGCCGUGCAUCUAUUGGCUGCCGCUGACUGACAGCCAGUUCUCUCAGAAGCAGGCGGAGCGCCAGGCCAGAGCCCGGGAAAGGGAACGGCGCCGCAAGGAACAGGAAGAGGCGGAGCUUCGAGCCCGCAGCGGGCGGGGCCACGACAAAAGGGGCGGGGCUUCCGGUCGCGAUCGCCAAUCCGGAAGCGGAACCUCGCAACCUUCGGCCAAUCAGAGCGCGACCCCAGGCUCCGCCCCUCGCUCCAAGAGGCGGAGCCGCAGCCGCAGCACCCCGUUAAGGGACCGGGGGGGGCGGCGCUGAGCCCCAAAAUCGGGGGGUUUUCACCCAAAAUCGGGGGGUCCGCCCUCAAUUUGGGGCCGUUUGGGGUCUGAGCCCCUCAGAUUUGGGGUUUAGGGUUCAAAAAUGGGAGUUUUUGAGCCCAAAUCCAGGCGUUCAGACCCAAAAUUGGGGGCUGAGACCCCAAAAUUUGAAGGUUUGACCCAAAAUCGGGGGAUUUUGACCCAAAAUCCGGGGGUCUCCCCUCGGUUUGAGGCCGUUUGGGGUCUGAGCGCCUCAGAUUUGGGCUUUCGGGGUCCAAAAAUGGAUACUUUUGACCCAAAAUCAACAGAUUUAAGCCCAAAUGUGAAGUUUUGACCCAAAAUCUGAAGGUUUUGACCCAAAAUCUGAGGUUUUUCACCCAAAAUCUGGAGGCUCCAACCCGGCUUUGGGCUCUGAGCGCCUCAGAUUUGGGCUUUGGGGGUAAGAAAAUGGGAUUUUGGACCCCAAAAUGGAAGCAUUUGGACCCAAAAUCGGGGCACAAAGGCACCAAAUCCAGGGGUUUUGCCCAAAACUUGAAGAUUUUACCCCAAAUUUGGGGGCUUUUGUCCCAAACUUUGGGCUCUCAGCCCGGCUUUGGGCUCCAAAUCGCAGUUUUGACCCAAAAUCGGGGUAUUUCCACCCAAAAAUCGCCGGAUCCCGGCUCAGAUUUGGGAUCAUUUGCCUCAAAACCCCUCAGAUUUGGGAUUUUGGGGUGAAAAACCCCAUUUUUGCCCCUAAAAUCGGGGGAUUCAGGCCUCAAAUCUGGGGGUUCAGACCCAAAAUGGCGACUUUGAGCCCCCAAAUUCCCCUUUUUGGACCCAAAUGUGGGGUUUUGCACUCGGAUCUCGACGCCCCCGACCCCAAAUUUGGGCUCUGCACCCAAAUCUGCGCCUUUCGCCCCCAAAUUCGCCUCUUUUCACCCCAAUUUUUGCCUCCCAGCCCCGAAUUUGGGAAAUCCUGACCCCCAAAUUUCAGCUUUUUGGCCCCAAAACGGCGCCGUUUGGACCCAAAAUGGCGGAUUUUGAAACCCAAAUUUGGGGCCUUUUGGACCCAACCCGGGGGCUUUUGGGGGCGGAGCGGCGGCGCUGCACCACGGAGACCCGGCAGGAUGGGGAAAUAAAGGCGGAGGAGAAAAACGGC
Molecule: messenger RNA, 1629 nt
Organism: Lagopus leucura (white-tailed ptarmigan)
Lineage: Eukaryota; Metazoa; Chordata; Aves; Galliformes; Phasianidae
Product: apoptotic chromatin condensation inducer in the nucleus-like
Exons: 2
Coding region: 16-492 (158 amino acids)
Source: RefSeq, a predicted model, not a curated record